This is a messenger RNA of Salvelinus sp. IW2-2015, 2606 nucleotides long. Lineage: Eukaryota; Metazoa; Chordata; Actinopteri; Salmoniformes; Salmonidae. The record is from RefSeq and is a predicted model, not a curated record.
UGUUCAGAGGAGCUCCCCCAUGUCCCUCUGGUUCWGCUGGCUGACACCGGCCAUUCCCCUGCUACUGCCCUGGCUGGUCAGGCAUGGGGUAGGGAUGGCUCAGGCAACCGUGUGUUCACGGUGGGACCAUUCAGUCGGUCUGGAUGACAUUGGUCUAUCCCAGGAAGGUGAUGUGGUGAUCGGGGCUGUCUUCCCUAUCCAUCACCUCCCCCCUGCUCCAGACCUAAGCUUCAGCCAACACCCUGACCUGCAGUCCUGUGUCAAUUUCCAGGAGGAUCCGUUGAGAUGGGUGCACGCACUGGUGUUCGCAGUGGACGAGAUUAACCGUAACCCCUUCCUGCUGCCGGGAGUCCGGCUGGGCUACCGUGUCCUGGACAGCUGUGGUCAGCACCCCUGGAGCCUGCGAGGGGCACUGUCCCUGGUGUCAGGGGGGAACCUCAGAUCAUGGCCAUCAAGUGCCUCCCGUGUUCCUCUGGUCAUUGGUGAUGCAUCGUCCACUCAGUCCAUCAUCCUGGCCAGGACCCUGGGGCCCCUCUCUGUGCCUGUGAUCAGUUACCAGGCCAGCUGUGGCUGUCUCAGUGACAGACAGGAGUUCCCUAACUUCUUCAGGACCAUCCCCAGUGAUGUCUACCAAGCCCUCACUAUGGCCCGGCUCACCUGGCUCUUGGGAUGGACCUGGGUCGGGGCUAUCGCUGCAGACAAUGACUACGGUCGUCAGGCCAUACAGGUGUUUGAGGCGGCGGUUCGGGGAACGGGGGUGUGCCUGGCGUUCUUUGAGACCCUCAACCGGGCGAACCUGGUGAGGGAUGUGGAGCGAGCAGCAGACACGGUCCAGGCCUCGACAGCACGGGUGAUCCUAGUCUUCCUCUGGUACACUGACAUAGAGGCGUUACUCCUGGAGCUGGGGAGGAGAAACGUGACGGACAGGCAGUUUCUGGCCAGUGAGGCAUGGAGCACCAGUGGACAACUGCUACGGAACCCCGCCCUCUUUAAUGUCUCUCGGGGCGUUGUGGGUGUGGCAAUCCGUAGUGCACCUAUGCCUGGCUUUGAGGCCCACCUUCGAAGUCUCCACCCCUCUCGUCGUCCCAGAGACGUGCUGUUGAAGGAACUCUGGGAAACGGAGUUUAAUGGGGCAGAGACUCUGGAGGYGGUGCAGAGCCCCUUCACAGAUACCUCUCAGCUGAGAAUAACCUAUAACGUGUACCUGGCUGUGUAUGCUGCAGCCCACGCCAUCCACAGCCUGCUGUCCUGCCCCCAGAGAGACAGCCCUGCCUGGGGCAGCAGCUUCACCUGCUCCCCUCCUCACAACAUCAGCCCAGCAGAGCUGUUGCAGCACCUGAACCAGGUUAACUUCACCACUCCACUUGGGGAGCCGUUUUAUUUCCGGGGCGCGGACGUCCCUGCUGUCUACGACCUUGUGAACUGGCAGGCCACGCCCCAGGGGUYGCUCAAACUUGUCACGAUUGGCCGAGUAGAGGGGUCCAAUAUCCUCAUCGACCAAUCAGCCAUCCAGUGGAACGCAGGAUCUAAUAURGUACCUGUGUCAGUGUGCAGUGACAGCUGUCCCCCAGGCACCCGUGUAGCCAGGAAGAAGGGGGAGCCUGUCUGCUGCUUCGACUGUAUCCCCUGUGCUGAGGGAGAGGUCAGCAACAYCACAGGCUCUCUACAAUGUGACCGCUGUCCUCUGGAGUUCUGGUCCAACAGCAAUCGGACCGCCUGCGUCCCUCGUCAGCUCGAGUUCCUCUCCUUCAGCGACACUAUGGGCGUCACUCUGACCACUGUUGCCGUGUGCGGCACCGUGGCAACAGCGGCUGUGUUUAUGCUCUUUGUGUACCACCGCCACACCCCUCUGGUGCGGGCCAACAACUCAGAGCUGAGUUUCUUGCUUCUCCUGUCACUCAAGCUCUGCUUCCUGUGUUCGUUGGUGUUCAUUGGGCGUCCCUCGGCGUGGUCGUGUCGGAUCCGCCAGGCGGCGUUUGGGGUCAUCUUCGUGCUCUGUCUCUCCUGCCUCCUUGUCAAGACCAUCGUGGUUCUGGCUGCGUUCCGCUCAGCCAGGCCCGGUGCUGGGCAGYUGAUGAGGUGGUUUGGACCCGUUCAGCAGAGAGGGAGUGUYUUCCUCUUUACCAGUGUUCAGGUGAUCAUCUGUGCCGUGUGGCUGUCGAUAAGUCCUCCCCUGCCUUACCGUGACCUAGGCCUCAAGGGGUCUAAGGUUAUCCUGGAAUGUGAGAUGGGYUCUGUGGCCGGCUUCUCUCUGGUGCUGGGYUACAUMGGCCUGCUGGCCUCCCUYUGUCUCMUCUUAGCCUUCCUGGCCAGGAAACUCCCAGACAACUUCAACGAGGCCAAGUUCAUCACCUUCAGCAUGCUGAUCUUCUGUGCCGUAUGGAUCUCCUUCGUCCCUGCCUACGUCAGCUCUCCUGGGAAGUAUGCUGACGCUGUGGAGAUAUUCGCCAUCUUAGCCUCCAGCUUUGGGCUGCUGUUCUGUCUGUUUGCUCCAAAGUGUUUCAUCCUCCUCCUGAGACCAGAGAGAAACACCAAGAAACACAUGAUGGACAAAUAGAAACCACCAAGAAACACAUGAUGUCCAAUUAGAAACCACCAACAAACAC